GGUGAGUGAAGUGUAAAGAUGAAUAGAUUAGUGAAAGUAUCAUUGAUAAUAAACGUUUUAUAAAUAGUAGAAUCAUCAUUAAUUAAGCAUUACUAUCAUAAUUGCUUAUUACAGUGUAUGGUACUAAACACAGAUGGAUUCUUUUUCCAUAGCUAAUUUAAUUGAUACACAUUCAGAAAGAAUAAAUGAUCAAGAUCAUUUUAAUAAAGGAUCAGAACAAACACUGGAUAAUACUUCUGUAUUAAAUACAUUUUUAAGUUUAACUUCAUUAUCAUCUAAGAACAAUAACAAUCAUAAUAAUGUAUCACAUUUGGAAUCUAAAUUAAUCAAUUCAUCAAAGGAUAUUUCAUUGAUGGAUAAUGAACAAAUACUAUUCGGGAAUAUGUUAGAAUCUAAAUAUGAAUUUUUACCACAGAAUAUCAAUGAAUUGAAGAGUUCAAAACAGUCAAUUUCUAAGUUAACUAGUAACGAUAAUGAUGUUAAUAACAGUUUUAAAACAACUACAAUACAACAACCAUUAUUAUCACAUUUCAUCUCCUUCAAAUCAAUUCCUGAUAUUCUGUUGCAAAAUUCAAAUGUAAAUCAUUUAUAUAAACAACAAGAUAAAUCUAUUAUAGUAAACAAUACAAAUCAUUGUACAUUGAAUUAUUGUAACAAUGAACACUUGGACAUUGAUCAUAUGAAUGAGAAUAGUUGUAAUACAGAUUUAAAUAGGAAGGAAAAAUAUACGAUGCAUAAUUUAAAUUGUAAAGACAUCAAUAAUAAUAAUAAUAAUAAUAAUAAUAAUAAUAAUAAUGGUUAUUUAACUGAAUUAAUGAAAAAAUUAGAAGCCUAUGGAUUAUUAUAUUCAAUUUACAAGAGUAAUAAAGACAUAUCAUUGAAUACAAAUUGUUCAUCAUGUAGCAAUUCUAUGACGACGGUAACUCCUACACAGUGUGGAAUUAAUGCAUUACCUAAUAAUAAUGAUGCUGAUGAGAAACGUGCAAAUUCUCUUGACAAUAAUAAUAGCAGUAAUAAUAAUGGUCAUAUAGUAAAUGAGUUAAACAAUCAAGUCUAUUUUAAUAUAAACUCAAUUAAAGACUAUUUACCAUUUGUACCGAUGACGGUAGCUGGAUCAACAGUGGUGACAACACAAACAACAACAGUAGGGGGAGUUAAAAAUAAGGCAUUAACAUCUAGAAUUACAUCAAUACGGUCAUCAUCACCACCACCACCAACAACAACAAGAACGUCAACAUCAACAACUGGCAUUAAUCGACGGAAACGUACCAGAGCAGCUUUUUCACAUGGACAAGUUUAUGAAUUAGAAAAACGAUUUAAUUAUCAACGUUAUUUAUCGGCUACAGAAAGAGCUGAAUUAGCUAGAUCAUUGAGGUUAUCUGAAACUCAAGUGAAAAUUUGGUUUCAAAAUAGACGAUAUAAAACUAAAAAACGAUUGAUCAGUCGAAUAUUAAAUCCAUCAAAUCAUAGUUCAGAUGAUUCCAUUCAAAAUGAAACUCAUUUAGAUGAAUUCAAUGUUUUAAAUUCAACAUCUCUUGAACAUUCAAAAUAUUCCAUUUUUGAAAUGAAUUCACCUGUGCAAUAUUAUUCAGAUCAUCAACAUCAAAGGCAAAGAACACAACAACAUGAUGGACAAGGUCACAUCAAUGAUGAUAUAAAGAAUAUAUUUAAUUUUAUUGAAAUACCACAUUUAAUUUCAAAAAUGCCUCCAUCAGAAUUACUAGGUAACUUUGAUUCAGUAAUUUCAAAUCGAAAUCGAAAUCGUCAGUAUCAUCAUCAACAACACUACCGCAAUCAUCGUCAUGAUCAUUAUAGUAAGUUGAAUAGUCAAUCUGCUCAAAUGAAUGAAACUGUCAAACCAUUGAAAUCAUCACAGUAUAUGCAUCAUUUUUUAAAACUUGGCAAUGAAAUCAAAUUUCCAAAUUUAAAACAUUCAAUGUCAUCAAGUUUAGAAGAAGAUAAUGAUGAAGCAAAAGGAACACGUCCUAUUGAUUUCAAUCAUCAUGAUAACAUUUCGCUUACUUCAAAUCUAUUUAAUUGUAUGAAUAAUUCAGAGCUGUCACAUCAUCAUCGUCAUCAUCAUAAUCUUCAGUCUUCAGUAGCUAAAUAAAACGGAACAUAAUAUUUGAAACUAUAGGCAAUAAUUAUGAAUAUUAUUUACUGAAUUUAUUAGUAAUAUCGUAAUUAUCAUAGCGAAUUUACAUAAUAUAUACUACUUAUUAUUAAACAUAGUAGUAAAGCUUAUCAAAUAACACUUCAUUGCUAAUUAUUUUAUGUAUAUAUGAAUGUAC
Schistosoma rodhaini is the source of this 2291-nucleotide messenger RNA. The record is from the annotation of a GenBank genome assembly. NCBI's taxonomy places the organism in Eukaryota, Metazoa, Platyhelminthes, Trematoda, Strigeidida, Schistosomatidae.